Messenger RNA from Chroicocephalus ridibundus (black-headed gull), 4691 nucleotides. It is a transcript of the gene GGPS1, whose product is annotated as geranylgeranyl diphosphate synthase 1. Gene Ontology annotation, biological process: isoprenoid biosynthetic process. Gene Ontology annotation, molecular function: prenyltransferase activity. Lineage: Eukaryota; Metazoa; Chordata; Aves; Charadriiformes; Laridae. The coding region runs from base 1142 to 1882 and encodes 246 amino acids. The record is from RefSeq and is a predicted model, not a curated record. The transcript is spliced from 4 exons.
AAUCUGUUAUGUUCCAAAUACUUUUUUUCUUCCUCACCUUUUCCAUACAGCAAUACUAAGGAGAAAAGCUUUCUGUAGUUGCUCUUUGAUUUGGGUAAUAUUUGGGAUCUUAAGCAGAUUAAACGGAAUGUAUUUAGCAUAAUUUUGAUAAAAGCUUGGUGCAGUAAUGUCAAUUAUUAUAGCUCUAUACAGUAGGUAGAGCUUCUGAUUUUGAAAGUUAGACCUCUGUUCUUCAGUUUUACCAUAGCCUGCUUAGAAUAAUAGAGCAGUGACAUGUGGCAGUGAAGAAAUUGGGUAAUUCUGCCAGUGUUAAGUUUUACUGUUUUUAAUCUUGUCCUAAUGUCCCUGGAUUGUUGUCUUGUCUAGUCUGGGGAGGUGUGGCAAGGAAUGCAGGCUUCUGCAUGUAGGCUUUUGUGACCAUUAUUAGAGGGGUUUGGGUUUUUGCCAUCAUAGCAUGGCUGUAAGCAUAAAACAUACAUACAGAAAAUUGCUGUAAUAUCACAUAGACUGGGUAGCAUCGACUUCAGAACAAGAUAAAAUAGCAUUUAUGUAACAAUAAUGUUCCUUUAAAGGGGCUCACAAAGCGAAUUUGUACUUAUAAAAGGAAAGGUGAAUGCUUCGCUAUACAGAUAGUGGUUUUUCCUAGAAUAGUCAAUGUCUAGACAGCCUUGCUAGUCAAGGUAGACAAGUCUAACAAUUCAAAUGCUGCCUGUACUAAGGAACUGAAGUGGCUAAAUCCAUUGUGCACGUUAAUAAUCCAUUUGGUGUAUGCUGAUAGUUAUGUUCCUCAUGAUGAGAUAACACUUGUUGCUGAAUGUCCAGCAUUCCAAAAGCACGCUUUCUAGGAAACAUUCAGAAAACCAGAAUUAGCUGCCUAAUGUAAAAAAGGUAAGCAAGUGAGAACCAAACUGUCACAGGCCUUUAAUCACUGGCUGAAUGUUCCAGAAGACAAAAUACAGAGAGAAUAGUCUGUCCUUUAAGAGCUCAGUACUGAAGAUAACUACACAAGGUGUGGGGAAAGAAAGAUGAACUCUCCACUUACCAAAACCAGAGUUUACAAGACAAAUGUGUUAAUGGAUGAUACCUGACACUCUCAAGAACUGACUUUGGGAGAUCUCAGGUUAUCAUUGAAGUGACAGAGAUGUUGCACAAUGCAAGCCUGCUUGUGGAUGAUAUUGAAGAUAACUCAAAGCUACGGCGAGGCUUUCCAGUGGCACACAGUAUCUAUGGAAUUCCGUCUGUAAUCAACUGUGCUAAUUAUGUGUAUUUCCUUGGUUUAGAGAAGGUUUUAACCCUUGAUCAUCCAGAUGCUGUUAAAGUUUUUACCCGUCAACUUCUGGAACUCCAUAAAGGUCAAGGCUUGGAUAUUUACUGGAGGGAUACUUACACCUGUCCUACAGAAGCUGAAUAUAAAGCUAUGGUACUGCAAAAGACAGGCGGUCUCUUUGGAUUAGCUGUAGGCCUCAUGCAGCUGUUCUCUAAUUAUAAAAAAGACCUAAAGCCGCUUCUUAACACACUUGGCCUCUUCUUCCAAAUAAGAGAUGACUAUGCCAACUUGCACUCCAAAGAAUAUAGUGAAAACAAGAGUUUUUGUGAAGACUUAACUGAGGGCAAGUUCUCGUUCCCAACCAUUCAUGCAAUUUGGUCAAGACCUGAAAGUACUCAGGUGCAAAACAUUUUACGUCAAAGGACAGAGAACAUAGAUAUAAAAAAAUACUGUGUACAUUACCUUGAAAAUGUGGGUUCCUUUGAGUACACUCGGAAUACAUUGAAAGAGCUUGAAUCUGAAGCCUAUAAACAAAUUGAAUCACUUGGGGGAAACCCUGAGCUUGUAGCGCUGGUUGAACAGCUGAGCAAAAUGUUCAAAGAAACUGAAAAUUAAAGAUGUAACUCCUGGAGGUGUAUUAAAACUUUAAAAUGGGGAAAUAACCAGACUAUCUGAAAGGUGUGGUCAUCAGUCUCACUUAAAACUUCUUCUUGUAGCCAUGUUACAGAACUUACUGUUAAAAACAAUUUGUCUCUGAGUAUUGAAAUAUAUACCCUAUUAUCUAUACAGUCUUAACUGUAACUGCUUACAGGUGACUUUGUUAAAGCAGAGGUACUAGAAUUGAAACAAGUUUUGAAUCUAAAUGUGGUCAUCUUUACACAAUCAUCAUCAUUAUUUCAGGCUUAAAACUCUCAUCUUUAACCAGGCUGUUGUAGGUUUCUGGCUGAAAUUCUGUGUUAAAUUAACUCAGGUUUAUGUGAGUGUAUUGUGCAUUUUCAAAUGAUGCUCUAGUAAAUCAAUGUACAGUGUUAAAUAACAAAAGAUACUUGCAACCACAAUGCACAUAAAACUGUUACGUGAUAUUUCUAAGUUAGACUUAGGAAGAUCAGAUGGUUCAAUGUACAGAGUUCUAAAGUGAAUAUCACAUCUAGCUGCUGGGAAUAUUUUCCAGGGGAAUACAAAUUACGAAAGAUAGUAUUCUAUAUGCAAAUAAGAAUAAUGUUUAGUGUGAAAUUGUGGCUUUUUAAAGAUUUCUAAGUACUUUAGAGAAAAGAUUCCAUCGCAUCAGCAAAGCCUAAACUUGCUGCUGAUGCCAGCUCUGCAGUGAAUAGUUCUAGUUGCCUCAUUUUAGAUUUUGAAACUGUCAAGUAUUUUGUAGCCAGGGACUUAAAUCUAAGCACGAGAGCUCAUACAUGUAGCUGUAAAAAGCAACAUAGUAAGUUGCUACUAGAAAUGGAAUGGGACUUAUACCAGGUAACUUCAGGACACCAUAAUUGAUGCAGAUCUCUUUAAUCUCUGCUUAUAAUUGAGAGGGGCUUCUCCAGGAGUUGACUCAUAAUUCAUACUGCAUUCCUGCUCUGAAUUGCUAUCUGGAGGCAUGUUGUAGAUAUCUCCAGAGAGACAAGUUCUGUAAUAUUUUCUUUUUGCUAAAACAAAGUACAGCGUCUUGUUCUACAAGUUAUAAUACCACUAUGGUUUGGUUAAUUGCUUAAAUAGCGCUUUAAAAUUAUGUACACAGAUGUACUGAAAUAAAACUGGAACUGAGAGCUAGAUUGAGGGGGGAGGGCUGAUUGAUAAAACCCUCUACUCAUCUAUAUAUAAAGGUGAAACAAUCAUAAGCAGAGAUGUUUCUGUCAUCUUGUCUGGGCUGGCUUUAAUCAGGUUCAGUUAUGUUGGUCUUCACAGACACAUAAAGCUUUGCUUUGGUGUAGGGAAGUAAUGGUUUGGAUCAAAGAUAGGACUGGUGCUAUUGGUGGUGGUGUUAGCUCAAGCAUACUCUCAACGGAAGUGGCCAGAGGUACUUGGCUUCCAACAGCUGAAGGAUAGUUUUAUGAACAUGUUAAUUUACUAUCCCUGGAAAGCAGGGUCUCAACCCAUGGAGAAAACUAACUGAAGAAGGUUGCUGUAAUGUCUUUCCUGGGCAGCCUUAAGACUCUUCUGAAAGUGAUCAAGCAUGAAAAAAUUCAGGAUGACUGCUUUCCUUCAGAGACAUUAUGGAGUUAUGGAUGAUAGCCUGUCCCUUUUACCUCAUGCUGAAGAGGAAUCUUUGUCUGCUCUGUGAUUAGGCACAGAAUAAUAGCCUUUUCACUGAGUGGACUUGGUUGCCAGGACUGAAUAGCUUACAGUUGGUGAAAGGUAUCUUUUCUUUAAUGUUAAUGACAGUGGAUUGUAAUUCCUUCUUUAUAACUUGCAGUGCUUAGUACUAAGCUUGUAAGUUUUUAAUGUUUUAUGAGAAAAUACUGUCUGCAGCAAAUUACAACGCUUUUGUGCCACGUCUUGUGAGUUUCUAAGCACUGUUGCAGCUGAUGUUGAAAAACUGGGAAAACUAUUGUUGUCAGGAGAAUCUCCUAGUCUUACUUUAAAAGAUAUCCUUGUGCCUGUUGGGAUAUUGUAAGUAUUAUAUAUAAUGCAAAGUGCACUUAGUGCCAUUUCUUGUCUUCUCAGUUGCUGGAUUUAAAUAGUUUUCCAUAAUCAAGCUUUCCUAAUGAGGUAACUCUUCUUAUUUUUGUAUAAAACUUCUCUACUAUCCGAGACUUCUGCUAUGUCAUCACAUUUGGUUCAUUCUAGCGACUUACCCCAGUAUUUAUUCUAAUACCAUAUCUUGUAGAAUGUGCCUCCAUUGACUUAAGAGAAAGUACGUUGGAAGCUUUCCAGCUGCAGGCUCUUUAAACCACAAAUGGAUAAGGAGUGAAAAGUAUCCCGGGAAAAAGCUGCACCAACAAGAAAGCAUACUGUGCUUACUCUUCUGCCUUCAAGGCUUUUGAUACCAGUGUUUAAAGCAUAUCCUGAAGGUAUGUCUUAAAAGGCCCAGAAGCAGAGUAUCAUUGUGCUUUGCUUUUGUUGGGAUGAACUGAAGCCUCUGAAGGUUUUGUUGAUGUAUUCAGGAGUUGGAAGAGGCUGGUGUCUUUUCCCUUCAUCUGUUAAGCAGGUAGAGCACCUUUAAUUGUUAAUUGUCAGCAGUGAUGAUGCUCCACAGUCAAGGCAGAUUUUAUAUUUGGUGCCAUAAGAUGAGACUGUGCAUUCUUAUUGGUGUUCACCAAUGUUGGCUCUGGUACAAGCUCCUGGUGUUUAGCCGUGUUAGGUGAAUCACUUCCUUAAAGCAGCAUGGGAGUUCCUGUGGCUACAGAAUUAGUUUAGUGUAGCUGCGUAAGUGCUGCUCUCUGUUCCUACACCUCCCACAACACAGGGAGCAGAGGGGGUUCCC